Alosa alosa (allis shad) is the source of this 2058-nucleotide messenger RNA. It is a transcript of the gene apol, whose product is annotated as apolipoprotein L. NCBI's taxonomy places the organism in Eukaryota, Metazoa, Chordata, Actinopteri, Clupeiformes, Clupeidae. Gene Ontology annotation, cellular component: membrane; extracellular region. Gene Ontology annotation, biological process: lipoprotein metabolic process; lipid transport. The record is from RefSeq and is a predicted model, not a curated record. Gene Ontology annotation, molecular function: lipid binding.
CACACACACACACACAGGACUCACUACUGCCGACUGGCGGCUACUUUCUUUUGUUGGACUGGACUCAUCGUUGAAAGGUUGAACGAACGUGACUUGGCCAGAUAUCAAUAUGGGUAAGACGGCAAAAAGACAGGCGUUACAAAGAACUUUAGAGCGGUACAUUUCUGAAACCUUAUCCAGCAUUCGUGCCAUCAACCGUUUCUGUGCCCAACAAGACAAUUGGUCCCAAAAGAGAAAUGAGGAGAUAACACAGAUGGGAAAAAUCCAGGCUGAGGCCAAGCGCAAAGGCUUUAGAAAGUUUCUGAAGGGCGUGAUAACUGGUGACAGCGGACGUCAAGGUCUGGAGAAGGAGCUGGGGGAUGUUCUAAAAGGCACUCUGGAAGGGAUUGAGCAGUUGCAACCCUUUCUGGAAGCUGUGGAGAAGCUGGCCGUCACGUCACUCUAUGCUUUCACCGAUGACCACCACUUACCCAGAGGAGCCAAUGCUGCGGAUGUCCGUUCAGUCAUCAAGGCUGCCAGGAUGGCUGCCCCUCGUGUCAUCCACUUCAAGAGGGACGACAAGGCGUUCUUCUUACCCAGCCUGGAUAUUGUGGAAGUUCUGGCAUGCCAGCUGGGGAAUUACAUUAACAACUCGAAGCUGAUCUGUGAAACGCUGGAAACAAGAGAGAAAAAUUCCAACUUCUCCGAGGAUAGCAUCUCUGAGGAUAGCAAUGAGGAAUUCAUUCAGGAAGAAUCCAUUCUUGACCAUUUGAAACAGCUAAUAGAUUUAAGGAAUGACCCGGAUCUGAGGUUGACAUUCCUCUUCCAAGAUGCGGCGGAAACUUUUAUUGAUGAGUUCAGCAAGCGUCAUACCAGGAUGGAGCAGUUCCUGUUUGAUCUGGAGGAGACAGAAAAAAAGCUGGAUAAAAUGCAACGUGGUGCCAGUAUCUCUAGUGUAGCUAGCAACUCAGUAGCGGUGGCAUCGGGGAUAUGUUCCAUUGUUGGUCUGGCCUUAGCUCCAGUCACCGGAGGUGCUUCCUUGGCUCUCACUCUGACUGGGGUUGGUCUAGGGGUUACCGGCGGUGUGAACAGUCUGGUCACUGGCAUCACAGAUGCAGUGGUCAACAGUCGCCAUAGAAAGAAAGCUGAUUAUAUCUUCACGAAUUACAAGGAGGAUAUGGAGAAGCUUAGUGUGUUAUUGGUGGAGGUAGCAGAUUCUAAGGGAUCUGUAGGGUCAGAUAGGAAAGGCAUUAGAAGGGCAUUAGAAGUAGGGAAGGCUGGAUAUAGGGUUGGUGCCAUUGCAAAGAAGAUAGAUUCAUUAGUAGAUGGUGCCUCGGCUGUGAAAGUCCUUGGAAGUAAGGAUGUGGUUAAGAUUGGAAAGGGUUUCAAAGGAACACCACUGGCCCUUACUCAGGCUGCACGAUAUGGCUUAAUUGGUCUCAAUGUACUUUGCAUUGGUUUUGAUGGCGUCAUGAUAGGCAGAGAAAGUGUCAGUCUGUCCAAAAGGGGAAAAAAUGAAUUUGCCCAGAUCAUCCGGUCCAGGGUAGAUCUGUGGCGCUCCGAGCUGGAGUCUUGGUCUAGGAUCCACGAGUCUUUGAGAAGAGGGACCAAGAGCUUCAUGGAUGUAAUGGAUGUGACAGUUUUGCGUUGAAUUGCCAAUCUACUUUAGUUUUGUAAAUGGUCAAGACAACAAUAGAGGACUUGGUGUUUUUACACGUUAAAUAACUAUUUUUAUGUAAUGUGUAACGUGAGCCCAGCAGCGGAGAGCAGAAGUCAUGAGGAGCCUUGGGAGAUGACAUGCCUGCCAUGAAUUUCCGGUGGUUACGGAUUGUUCUCUUGUCCCGUGUUUGGUUCAAGUUGUACGCAGUUGGCUGACAUGAAUCAAUGAUGUUAGGUAGCCUACUCUGAUCUGAUUGGGUCAAUGACUAGGACUAUAUCCGUGGAUGUGCCCGAGAAGACUAACAGUUAAAAUAAAAGUCUAUCAACGUCAAUCAGUCAACAGCGUAGUAAAUGUCCCACCGUCUAAAUUGCCUAAAUAGGCCUACUGAGAAGUACUAAAAGUAGCCAGCAGCCAGACCA